Molecule: messenger RNA, 4868 nt
Organism: Alligator mississippiensis (American alligator)
Lineage: Eukaryota; Metazoa; Chordata; Crocodylia; Alligatoridae
Gene: KCNH7
Product: potassium voltage-gated channel subfamily H member 7
Exons: 15
Coding region: 37-3612 (1191 amino acids)
Biological process (GO): potassium ion transmembrane transport; membrane repolarization during action potential
Cellular component (GO): membrane
Molecular function (GO): inward rectifier potassium channel activity
Source: RefSeq, a predicted model, not a curated record
CGUGCGCCGGGAGCCGCAGAGCCAGACCGGACCAACAUGCCUGUUCGCCGCGGGCAUGUGGCCCCGCAGAACACCUUCCUGGGCACCAUCAUCCGCAAGUUCGAAGGGCAAAAUAAAAACUUCAUCAUCGCUAAUGCUAGAGUGCAGAACUGUGCUAUCAUCUACUGCAAUGAUGGGUUUUGUGAGAUGACUGGAUUCUCCAGACCAGAUGUCAUGCAAAAGCCCUGCACCUGCGAUUUUCUUCAUGGGCCAGAAACCAAGCGGCAUCAUAUUGCCCAAAUUGCCCAGGCACUGCUGGGGUCAGAGGAGAGGAAAGUGGAAGUUACUUAUUAUCACAAAAAUGGGACCACCUUCAUUUGUAACACCCACAUAAUCCCAGUGAAAAAUCAAGAAGGAGUAGCUAUGAUGUUUAUUAUUAACUUUGAAUAUGUAACAGAUGAGGACAACACUGAGUCUCCAGAGAAAUUCAACCCAAUAUUGCCAUCCAAGCUUGUAAACCGCAAGCUCUUCGGUUUCCGUUUACCUGGACUGAGACUUUUAACAUACAGAAAACAGUCCUUACCACAGGAAGACCCUGAUGCAGUGAUAGUUGAUUCAUCUAAGCACAGUGAUGACUCAGUGGCUAUGAAGCACUUUAAAACCCCUACAAAAGAAAGCUGUAGCCCUUCUGAAGCGGAUGAUACAAAAGCACUGAUACAGCCUAGUAAAUGUUCUCCUUUGGUUAAUAUAUCAGGACCUCUUGACCAUUCAUCACCUAAGCGGCAAUGGGACAGACUUUACCCUGAAAUGAUACAGACAAGUACUCCAGUAACGCAUUCCAGAUCGAAGGAAAGCAUAUGUAGUAUAAGAAGAGCAUCUUCAGUACAUGAUAUAGAAGGAUUUAACAUCCACCCCAAGAACGUUUUUAGGGACCGUCACGCAAGUGAAGGGCCUUUUAAUCAUAUCAAGUCAAGUCUACUGGGAUCCACAUCAGAUUCAAAUCUCAACAAAUACAGCACCAUCAACAAAAUUCCUCAACUCACCCUGAACUUUUCAGAUAUCAAAACUGAAAAAAAAUCUUCAUCUCCUCCUUCUUCGGAGAAAACAAUUAUUGCACCUAAGGUGAAAGAGAGAACACACAAUGUAACAGAGAAGGUUACCCAGGUUCUAUCCUUAGGAGCAGAUGUCCUACCAGAAUACAAACUCCAAACACCUCGCAUCAACAAGUUCACUAUAUUGCACUACAGUCCUUUCAAAGCAGUCUGGGACUGGCUCAUUUUGUUGCUGGUAAUAUAUACCGCCAUAUUCACCCCUUACUCUGCAGCUUUCCUUCUGAACGACAGUGAAGAACAGAAGAGACAGGAGUGUGGGUAUUCUUGCAGCCCACUGAAUGUGGUAGACUUAAUUGUGGAUAUUAUGUUUAUCAUUGACAUUUUAAUAAACUUCAGAACAACAUAUGUAAACCAGAAUGAAGAAGUGGUAAGUGACCCAGCAAGAAUAGCAAUUCAUUACUUCAAAGGCUGGUUCCUAAUUGACAUGGUUGCUGCAAUACCUUUUGACCUGCUGAUCUUUGGAUCUGGCUCUGAUGAGACAACAACAUUAAUUGGUCUUCUGAAGACAGCUAGAUUGCUACGUUUGGUAAGGGUUGCACGGAAGUUGGACAGAUAUUCAGAAUAUGGUGCUGCAGUCCUGAUGCUCCUUAUGUGCAUAUUUGCAUUAAUUGCACACUGGCUUGCUUGCAUUUGGUAUGCCAUUGGAAAUGUAGAAAGGCCUUACUUGAUUCAUAAAAUCGGCUGGUUGGAUUCUCUAGGAGUACAACUCGGAAAACGAUACAAUAAGAGUGAUGCAGGCUCUGGACCAUCCAUCAAGGACAAAUACGUUACAGCACUUUAUUUUACCUUCAGCAGUCUAACAAGUGUUGGAUUUGGAAAUGUGUCUCCUAACACCAACUCAGAGAAAAUCUUUUCCAUUUGCGUCAUGUUGAUUGGCUCAUUAAUGUAUGCAAGCAUUUUUGGAAACGUUUCUGCAAUAAUCCAAAGACUGUAUUCAGGAACAGCGCGGUAUCACAUGCAGAUGCUACGAGUAAAGGAGUUUAUACGUUUUCAUCAGAUUCCCAACCCUUUGCGUCAGCGACUUGAGGAGUACUUCCAGCAUGCAUGGACAUACACCAAUGGCAUUGAUAUGAACAUGGUCCUAAAGGGGUUUCCAGAAUGCUUACAAGCUGACAUUUGCCUACACCUCAACCAAAAUUUGCUUCAGAACUGCAAAGCUUUCCAGGGGGCCAGUAAAGGUUGUCUCCGAGCUUUGGCUAUGAAGUUUAAGACAACACAUGCUCCUCCUGGAGACACUUUAGUCCACGGUGGUGAUGUUCUCACUGCUCUUUACUUUAUCUCAAGAGGAUCCAUUGAAAUCCUCAAGAGUGACAUUGUUGUAGCCAUUCUUGGGAAAAAUGAUAUUUUUGGAGAGAUGGUGCAUCUUUAUGCAAAACCAGGGAAAUCAAAUGCAGACGUGAGAGCUUUAACCUACUGUGACCUGCAUAAGAUCCAACGAGAAGACCUACUGGAGGUUUUGGACAUGUAUCCUGAAUUUUCUGAUCUCUUUCUCACUAAUCUAGAACUGACUUUUAAUUUGAGAGAUGAAAGCCCAAAGGCUGAUCUCGUAAAAACCACUAAUGAUUCAGAUGGAGAUAACUGCAGACUUAGGAGAAGGAAAUUGUCCUUUCAAAGUGAAGAAGAGAAAGGCUAUUACAAAGAGAACAAUCAGAAUGAUCCUGAGGACUCAGUGGAUAGCACCAGGCAUUAUCAAUAUACAAGGAAGCACUAUGAGGAGAAGAAAAGUGGGUCAUCAUCUUUUGUAUCAUCCAUUGAAGAUGAGCAGAAACCCCUGUUUGCUGGAAUAAUUGAUUACCCAUCAGUGACAGGCAAAACUACAGGGCUGGACUUUGAAGAAGUGGUGCACAUAGCAGAAAGGAUACACAUUGACAAAAGAAGUAAUUCUUGUAAAGAUAUCGCUGAUAAAAGAAUCUGGGAACAGGAAAACCUAAAAGGAUACCAUGAGGCUUCAAGUCAGUCAGCAUUCCCUCAUGUGACAUGGGGCAUCUGUGAAUCUGAAAGCGAACUUACCUAUGGGGAAGUUGAACACCGACUUGAUUUGCUUCAAGAACAGCUCAACAGGCUUGAAUCCCAAAUGACUGCUGACAUUCAAACCAUCUUACAGCUGUUACAAAGGCAGUCAACGCUCAUUCCACCUACAUAUAGUAUGGUGACUACAAGUGCAGAAUAUCAACACCCAGCUACCCCGGUGAGGCAAAACCUUCAUCCUGUAGCAUCUAUUAAAACAGACAGAAGUUUCAGUCCUGCAUCACAGUGUUCUGAAUUUUUAGACCUUGAAAAAUCAAAACUUAAACCCAAAGAAUCCCUCUCCAGUGGGGUGCAUCUUAAUACAGCCUCAGAAGACAACUUAGCUUCUUUUUUAGAACAAGAACAUGAGAAGUCUUCAGAGUGUCAUCCACACCAUUGUAAAACUUGUCUUCAUCCAGUUAGACACCCUUCCUUGCCAGAUUCUUCCCUAAACACUAUAGGAAUCUUGGGUCUUCAUAGGCAUGUUUCUGAUCCUGGUCUUCCUGGGAAAUAAUACUUUUGUACUAUUACUUCACAUAAAAUGUAAGUGCUUUUAAUGGUUGUUUUUCCUUUUUGUAUUUAAAUCCUCUAUACUUGACUCAGGGGCUACAAGGAAUAUAACAUUAUAUGCAAAAGUACUGUAUAUUUUCCUAAAUUUGAAGCUUGUAAGGUAAAGUUGAGCAGUUAUGAUGUAAAUAUAUAUAUAUAUAUAUAGAUAUAUAUAUAUAUACAUAGAAACUAUAUGUUCCAAAUGUAAAACUGCCAGCAUUCUCAAGGCACCUUAUAUUUUUUAAUUUUUUUAAAAAUACAUGCAUGUCCCAAAAUUAGACUUUAUGUUGCAUGGAGAUUACCAUUGACCACUUUCACUGAGGUGGUACAUUAUUGGGGAUUUGCCUUCAAAGCAAAGAGGGCAGGUGUUGAUGAUAACCCACAUAGGCAUGAUCCCUACUUGCUAUUCUGAAUUGCAAGUGAAAACUUCCAAUCCUAUUUUGAAAAUUUAGGUAAGCUUCUUGUGGUAAGUUUUUGGCAGUCAAGGGCAAUGAUUCCACUGCUCAGAGAAAGAAUAAACUAAGACUUCUGGAUUCUAAAUGAUUAAGAAACAGAACAGAGAGCAGUCUCUUCAAAACAAACUGGAGUUGGUCACUAUUUAACUAGAAGAACAUCUGUGCUACACAAUAGAAAGUAUCAUCACUGACUGCAUCCAUAAGGCAACAUUACCUGAAUAGAUUGUUUCUUGUAUUUUUGCACUUUUUUUUUCCUUUUUCUUUUUCUUUUUAAAUCUUCUUCAUACCUAAAAAGUUAGCUGUCAGAAGCAGGCAGGUAGUUCUCAUCUGUCACUCAAACAUAAUCAAAUGCAAUAAAUAUAAUUUCUAUGUAAUACAGAAGACUGUGUUCCUUUUGUUCAAUGCAAAAUACUAACAAGCUGUAUAAAUUACAAUAUUUUACAGGUUUUCUUUUUAUAAGUAUCACUGUUGUCAUUUGCAAUAUCUCUUUUUACUUACUGGCCCCUCCACAGAGAGCUAAAAAAAUAUAUUAAAAAUAUAUAUAUACAUACGCAUAUCUAUCUGCAUAUAUAUGUGUGUAUGUAUGUGUAUAUAUUUUCAUACAAAUAUAUGUAUGUGAAUAUUUAAAUGUGUAUGUGGGUAUAGGUACAGAUAUAUGUACAUAUGUAAAAUCACUUCCAAGUACAGUGGUAAACUUUCUUAUUACAAAACAGGUAAGCUUAGCUUGUGUCCAAAGCUGAUUACACUAAAAUAAAUUGAGUUUAAG